This is a messenger RNA of Vitrella brassicaformis, 866 nucleotides long. Lineage: Eukaryota; Vitrellaceae. The record is from the annotation of a GenBank genome assembly.
CGAGGAAGCCGCGGGGCAGUCCAAUGAUCAAGAGGGCCUCCAACAGGGAGCGAGAGCCGACAUCAGCAUCAGCAGCAACGGUUAAGGUCGAGAGGGUGGCGGAAAGUAGCAAGACCCUGCCCGGCCCCCCGGGGUCCCGUGGGAGGCGAGCGCAGUCCUCUUCACCUCAAGCACGGCCGCUGGAGCCUCGGCCGCUAGCUGUCGUCAUACCCUCACCAGCAGCAAAGCACGCAGGUGAGAUACUUGAUGCUUUGCUGGAUCGUUUUUGUAUCUAUCUGCUCUACGUGCCGUGCGUAUGUCUGUCUGGCUGCCUGUUUGCAGCUGCCCCUUCGCCCAUCCCGCUGCCCCCGCGUCAGGUAUCCCCUCUCCCCGGCGACCUGAGGGCCUCGCGGGAUAUCGAUGUCACUGAGAUGCGGCCCAUCAGCCUGCCCACAGCACCUCCGCAUUCCAGCGGUGGGGGUGCAUCGUCCAGCCUGUCGCAGCCGGCGCCAUCUUUUCCCUCCUCCCAGCGGCUGCCGUCUCACGAGAACUCCGACAGGGAGUCGUCGCCGAGCUCGUCUUGGGGGUCAUCCGUGGUUCACUUCUUUCGCGUAGCCGUGUGUGGGCAGUGCUUCGCAGAUGAGAUACCCGCGGUACGUACGGGAUCGGGUCGAAACACUCGCGCAAGAAAAAACAAACGAGCAUCUAGUGAUCGAUCGUCUUUUCUGAUUGGAUUGCAGGGUGGUGAUUAUGUGGAGCACUCGUCCGUGCCCUUGCCCGGCAUGGACAUGGAGGUCAGCGGUGCCCGCAAAGGUGUCGUGGGCGCGAAUCCGACGUGGGUGCCUACAAGGACCGCGACCAGGCCGAGAAGCUGUUCGAUCGGAUGA